Messenger RNA from Paraglomus occultum, 1644 nucleotides. Lineage: Eukaryota; Fungi; Glomeromycota; Glomeromycetes; Paraglomerales; Paraglomeraceae. The record is from the annotation of a GenBank genome assembly.
AUGGAACCAAGUUUGAGAGGUGAUAAACUUGACUGGAAAUUUUUCGAUCGCGAUGGUAUUAAAGCUCUUAAUGCUAUUCUUCAACAGCACCCAUCAUUAAAGUUUACGCAGAUAGGAGAUUCAUUAUUUGACAUGUCUACAAGACAAGACAUAGGGAAUGGUGUUGAAAUAGUGUGGUUUCUACGAAAAGGCAACAAACUCCAAAUAAGUAGUCAUUUGGCAAGACCUAGUCGAAGGAAAAAAUGUGAACUGCUUGGGAAACAGCAGUUGCCGCCAAGUCUUAGCCAACAUGACAUAAGAAAAUUAACGGCACAAUAUCAAAAGAAGGUUUUUCGACACACAGCAAAUAAGGAGGUUUCUCUGAGAGAUUAUUUCCAAACAAAAUAUGGCAUCACUUUAAAAUACAUGUAUUUGGCUGAAGCAUCAAACGGAGAUAAGCAACUGCCCAUAGAAUGUUACGAGAUUGUUGAGGGUCAAAGAUAUUGGGGUAACUUGAAUGCAACGCAACAAACUUAUCAGACUAUCCCGGGAGAAAGCAUUAAACUUAUCGACGAUGCUAUGAAGUCCAAGUUAGCGGUGAAAAUGGAUCCCGUACUAAAGCAAUUCAGACUUGAAGUUGGGCAGGAGAUGGAACGCGUAGGGGCAGUCGUAAAAGAAAUUCCUAAAGUACAUUAUAAUGGUAAUUCGAAACACAGUAGUCCCAGAAUUAAUGAAGACAGGGCGAAAUGGCAAUUGACUGGUGUCAAACUUUAUCAAAGUGGUUCUACUGUGGAAUCUGUUCAUCAUGCGAUUUCAAAGUAUGUGAAACUUCUUGAGGGAACGACGGUUAGGCCACAGGUGGUAUUAUUCAUUGUGGAUGACGACCGUGGUGAAAGAAAACAUAUGAACAAACCACAAUAUGAUGCGGUCAAGCAAGUACUUGAAACAAUCGCUGGAAUACUUUCCCAAUGCGUUCGCGCACCAUACAUUUUUAAUCCAAAGAACAUGCGAGGCUAUUGCUUAAAUGUUUCGCUAAAACUCAACCUCAAACUUGAUGGCACUAACUCUGUUAUUUCCAUUCCUCAACUGCAGGAAGAUUCUUUUCUGGUCCUUGGAGCUGACAUAACCCAUCCAACAUUGGGAGUCAAGAAAUUCCGUCCAUUGCAGUUGUCGGUUCUCUCGAUAGACACGCCAUCCGAUAUACGGAAAAGCACACGACACAGUAUCAAAAAGGGAGUGGAAGAUAUCGUGAGGAAACUUCCCGAUCGUAUUGUUGUAUAUAGAGAUGGUAUACCUGGGACUCUAUUUCAAUCCGUUGCACUUGAUCAGAGUUGUCUGGUAUCCGAAAUGCAUGCGCUAACUUGGAUCGUGUUUAUCAGCCACCGAUUACCUAUAUUGUUGUCGGCAAACGACAUUCGAUUCUACUGGGACGACAAAAAGAGUAACGUUCCUCCGGGAACUAUUGCCGAUAGUACUAUAACACAUCCUUUCCUGUACGAUUUCUUCCUACAAUCUAGUUCCACUAGCUUUGGAACGUGCAGAAAACCUCACUAUCAUGUUCUCUUGGGUGAGAAUAAAUUUAAUGUUAACGAGUUGCACGAUUUCAAGGCUGUGUUACAACUUCCGCAGGCAGUCUCCAUUCCAGCACCCGUGUAUUAUGUGUAG